Messenger RNA from Pelodiscus sinensis (Chinese soft-shelled turtle), 3066 nucleotides. RefSeq names its product zyxin (gene ZYX). NCBI's taxonomy places the organism in Eukaryota, Metazoa, Chordata, Testudines, Trionychidae. The record is from RefSeq and is a predicted model, not a curated record. Gene Ontology annotation, cellular component: focal adhesion; stress fiber; cytoplasm. Gene Ontology annotation, biological process: integrin-mediated signaling pathway; transforming growth factor beta receptor signaling pathway.
GAAGUCCUGGGCUCUGUAGUCCCCCCUCCUCCAAGUCCUUCCCCCUCCCGAUUUGGCAGACAAGCAACCGAAGCUGGUUCUGAUCGCUGUGCAGGGGGCAGAGCGCGGCACGCCCAGGCGCUGGGAGGGCGGAGUGGGGCUGGGCUUGCGUGCUAGCAGCACUAGAGACUUUACAGGCAGCUACAAACUUUUAGUCCAAGAGACCCAGCCUGCUCCUCCCCAGAGGUGCUGAGCAGCCAGCCCCAAGAUGGCGUCAUCCGGUAGCCCAGGGACUCGCAUGACUUCCACAGUGAGCAUCAAUAUUUCCACUCCAAGUUUCUACAGCCCGCAGAAGAAGUUUGCCCCAGUGGUUGCCCCUAAGCCCAAAGUUAACCCCUUCAAGGCUGGGGGUGCUGUACCUGGGAGUGCAUCAGAACCGUCACUGCCCCAGCCUUCUGGGGCCGGUGCUCAGCGUGCUCAGAUAGGGAAGGUGGGGGAGAUCCCACAAGCUGCAGCACCUUUGCUCACUGAAGAACUGCCACUGCCACCGCCACCUCCUCCAGGAGAGGAAACGGUCAUGUCCCCAACCAGUGCUUUCCCCCCACCCCCACCACCAUUCGAAGAGCCCUUCCCCUCAGCUCCAGAAGAGGUUUUUCCUUCUCCUCCUCCCUCCAUGGCUGACGAGGGGCUUGAGACUGGGGUGCCUGCCUCCCAGGUGCGUGGGAAGAUGAGCAGCAUUGAUCUGGAGAUUGACUCUCUGUCCUCAAUGUUGGAUGACAUGGAGAAGAAUGACCCCUUCAAGUCCCGGGUGGCUCCCCUGGAAACACAUUCUGCCCCUAAAGGCCAUAUAGAAAUCAUGGCUAUGCCUAAAGAUCCCCCAGUUCCUGCUUCUUUCCCCCCCAAGUUCACCCCAAAACCCAGUGGAGGCUUUACACCAAAACCCUCUGAAGUGGGUAUAGCCCCUGCACCAACACCCUGGGCAGCCCCACUGCAGCGUAGAGACCCCCCAGAAAUGCAGUCCAGAGCGCCAGCCCCAUCUGCAGCCCCUCUUCCCUCAGCCCCACCUGCCCCUAAGUUCACCCCUUCCCCUGUUGCCAACUCCCCCAGGUUUGGAUCCAAACCAGCUGCUGGUGCUCCUGGGGUGUCGCCAAACCCCACGAGAUUUACUGCCCCUCCCCCUGCUCAGACCCGAUUCACAGCCCCUUCAGCUGUGAGCUCUGCCCCAAAGACCCAGCCUCCCAGUUUCACCUAUGCCCAGCAGCGGGAGAGACCUCAGGUGCAGGAGAAGCCACGUCCUGCAGCACAUCCUGCUGCCCCACGAGACAUGCAUAGGGCUCCUAUGGGCACUGGUUCUGAGCCUCCCAGGGGAAACUCCUCACUGACCAUGAAAGAAGUGGAGGAGCUGGAGAUGCUGACCCAGAAGCUCAUGAAGGAUAUGGAGCACCCACCCCAUGCAGAAGCCUCCACUUCCGAGCUGUGUGGCCUCUGCCGGAAGCCUCUGUCCCGAACUCAGCCGGCCGUGCGUGCUCUGGACUGCCUCUUCCAUGUGGAGUGCUUCACCUGUUUCAAGUGCGAGAAGCAGCUGCAAGGGCAGCAGUUCUACAACGUGGAUGAGAAGCCCUUCUGUGAGGACUGCUAUGCUGGCACCCUGGAGAAGUGCAGUGUCUGCAAACAGACCAUCACAGACCGGAUGCUGAAGGCCACAGGCAACUCAUACCAUCCCCAGUGCUUCACUUGUGUGGUGUGCCAGACCCCCCUCGAGGGGGCCUCCUUCAUUGUGGACCAAGCCAACCAGCCCCACUGUGUGGAUGACUAUCACAGGAAGUAUGCCCCCCGCUGCUCAGUCUGCACUGAGCCUAUCAUGCCAGAGCCCGGAAAGGAUGAGACUGUGCGCGUGGUAGCGCUGGAGAAGAACUUCCAUAUGAAGUGCUACAAGUGUGAGGACUGUGAGAGGCCUCUGUCUAUCGAGGCAGAUGAGAACGGCUGCUUCCCACUGGAUGGGCACGUGCUGUGUAUGAAGUGUCAUACCACUCGUGCCAAAGCUGCGCACUGAGGGAUUGGAGUGGGGUGUGCCCCCGAUACCUCUGCUCCCCCAUACCAGUGGCCUGCAUUCCUCUCCUCUCAAUGGUCCAAUGCCUUCGCUCCACAGGGCACAUUCUGACCUACAAAUACUCUGGCAGCAGUUCUUCCUUUGAAUAGGGAUCACCACUCCUAAUCCCCUCCUCUGUGCUAGGAUCCCCUUCUGCAAUGCCUGCUUUUCCUGGCCACAGUACAUUCCAGACUGGGGAGUGUGGGAUAUCCCUGUUUUCCCCUAUCUUGCCCUGGAAGGGACAUUUCAAUAGUCCUAGAGAAAACAGGAUGGCAUCUCCAACCCUGUGGGCAGAACUACCUAGUGGUUGUGUCUGAGACUGCUCCAUGGAGCAGUACUCUCUCUGGCAUUGUGAGACGAAGUGCCCGUCUCUUCAGUGCUCUUUUCUCUGCUUUCUCCCUCUUACGCCCAUAUUUCUGAGAGGAGGCAGAGAGUGGUGAGAGGCCUUGCUCCCUGGGCUGGAAAACUUUAAUCUGGUUAUGGCUUUCCUGCCUUCAGCAGAUCUCACCAGCUGGCUGACCCUGUCUAGCAUCGGUCCCUGCCCGAUAGAUCUGUCAGCCUGGGGAAGAGCCUCUCACUAGCUUUGGGACCCUCUUCCUCCCCUCCCAACAAGUCUCUGCUCCCCAUUUCCUUUCACUCAGUGUCUUCCUUUGUGCUUGGCCCAGUUGCUUGGCAUAGCAAACGAUCCAAAGGGUUUGUGUUUACAAAGGACUUCAGAGCUCAUGGGGGGGGAGGGCUGCCAGCACCCAGUAGUGAAUGGCCCUGGGGUGUGGUCACUGCCAGCGCAAGAUGGGAGGAAUGGCUCCCCAGGUACCAGUGGGGCUUGCUGGCUGUCACUGGCAAGGCUGCAGUGAGAAUUGUGAUGUGCUAGUUGGCUCUGCCUGUCACUAGGGUGAUCCCCUCUUUCUGGACUGGAAUCUCCCUGUGAUUGAAGUGGCAUCUUGGAUACUGUACUUUCCAGCCACUGUGUGCAUCUAAUAAAACUUUUUUUAUUAAAA